AGGGAAUCAAUGCCGCUGGCUAAAGAUUGACAAGUGACUAAGUAAGGUAUAGAGGAGUUUGGGGGUAUUAAAGUCAAACUGUAAAACUCUGGUCUCAUAGUGUGCUGACAGUUUGACAGCACCAUGCUGGCUGCAGGGGUCCUGCUCAUUUUCCUCAGUGUGCUAACUGUACAUGGAACCGACACAGUUCUGGAUGUCGAUUAUUACAUAGAAUAUGACUAUGACUACACCACUGAGGCUCCUGUUGAUAUCGAAUAUGAUAACUGGUUGAUUGACCUCUUAGAAGAAUCCAGUGCUUGUGAUCCAUAUCCUUGCUUAAAUGGUGGCUCCUGCCAAAGUAAAUCUGCUACAGAAUUCACAUGCUCAUGUCCUGAGCCCUAUAGAGGCACAAGGUGUGAGCAAGUGAGAAAUAUUUGCAAGGAUGUCAAAUGUGGCUUUGGUGAUUGCAUCAUCAACCUAAAUAAACAGCCAUUUUACGAGUGCAAAUGCAAGCCUCCGUACCAAGGCUCAGACUGCAGGACAUUGCCAGCAUCUCCCUGUGAACCCAACCCAUGCAAGAACGGAGGCACCUGCAUAAAAACCAAGCGCCGCUUCCGCUGUGCUUGUCCAGAUGGCUACAGCGGGAAGUUCUGUGGAACUGAUCCUAAUGACUGUUAUGAGGGAAAUGGAGAGUCAUACAGGGGUGCAGUCAGCAUGACAGAAGAUGGGCAGGAGUGUCUGGACUGGAAGUCUAAUUUCAUUCUACUAAAUGGACAGAAUCCUUUCACCGCAUACUCAAACUUCUCUGGCCUGGAUUCAAACACACAGAACCACUGCAGGAACCCAGAUGGUGACGACAAGCCUUGGUGUUUUAUCAAAAAGCGAGGAAAACUGGACUGGAAUUUCUGCAAAGUCAAAGAAUGCUCGAAAGCCCCAGCUGCUCCACCCCAACCAGUUGUACCGGUUGUACCGGUUGCACCAAAUCCUCCCCAAUUCUCCGAGUGUGGAAAACCACAGCCUACUCGCAUUGUCAGGAUUUUUGGGGGAAAAAAGUCUUUCCCGGGUGCUCAUCCCUGGCAGGUGUCGGUGCAGACAAGAACUAAAGGAUCAUCCACUACGUUUUUCCACAUGUGUGGUGGGAUUCUCCUCAAAUCCUGCUGGGUUCUCACUGCUGCCCACUGCAUAAACCCUAAUGAAGAAUUGCAAGUGGUGUUGGGAGGAGUGAACAUUGACAAACAUGAGGAAAUUGACCAGACCAUCCCCGUAAUAGAGACGAUUGUUCAUGAAAACUACAAGGAGAAGACUGAGGCUUUAUACAACGACAUUGCUCUGCUCAAACUUCAAGUUACAGACAGCCCUUACUGUGCGAAAGAAACUCGCUUUGUGAGGGCAGCGUGUCUACUAAGCCAGCCCUUCCCACCUGGAAAGGAGUGUGUGGUCUCCGGAUGGGGAAAAACUGAAAACCGCACUUACAGCAGCCACCUGCUGAACACUCGCGUGUUGCUGAUCUCUCAAGAGCGAUGCAGCAUUCCUCAGAUCUAUGGGAAUGUGUUGGACAACAGCAUGUUAUGUGCAGGGAUCCUACAGGGCGGUGUAGACUCCUGUGAGGGUGAUUCAGGGGGUCCACUGGUGUGCGAAGAGGACGGUACGUAUUAUGUCACCGGUGUGGUGAGCUGGGGCAUUGGCUGCGGUCUGAGGAACAAGCCCGGUGUCUACGCCAACGUCCACACGUUCCUUAACUGGAUCGAAAGCAAGAUCAACUAACAAGUGAAUGAGCUGACUGAACUACAUUCAUUUGCUGCCACUCUGCAUAUAGAAAUCUUUCUUUAUCAUAGGAAGAAUAAGGAAUUGCUGCUUACUUGUGCCUUGACAAAACAGUUUAUUUUAUCAGCGACAAAACCAAGCAUUUACUCCCAGUCCA
Acanthochromis polyacanthus (spiny chromis) is the source of this 1900-nucleotide messenger RNA. RefSeq names its product hyaluronan binding protein 2 (gene habp2). Gene Ontology annotation, molecular function: calcium ion binding; serine-type endopeptidase activity. The coding region runs from base 124 to 1743 and encodes 539 amino acids. NCBI's taxonomy places the organism in Eukaryota, Metazoa, Chordata, Actinopteri, Pomacentridae. Gene Ontology annotation, biological process: blood coagulation; proteolysis. The transcript is spliced from 13 exons. The record is from RefSeq and is a predicted model, not a curated record.